This is a messenger RNA of Pimephales promelas (fathead minnow), 3518 nucleotides long. The record is from RefSeq and is a predicted model, not a curated record. NCBI's taxonomy places the organism in Eukaryota, Metazoa, Chordata, Actinopteri, Cypriniformes, Leuciscidae.
AAUUUUUCAUCUUGCAUUUGUACUUCACUCUCCUGGAGUGUAACUUACAGCGGCUGAAACUACAAAACGUUUGCUGUGGUGAUGUCCCUGAUAACUCUUGCUCUGGUGUUUCUGCUCCUGAUUCCAGGAGUUUGUAGUCAGUGGGGUGGUUGGGGUGUGAGUUACAGUCCUCCACACAUCUGUGCACUAAAGGACUCAACAGUGAUAAUGAGAUGCACUUAUACAUACCCUACUGGAUAUAAGAUCAAGAAAGUGUUCUGGACCAAAACACUGGUAAAAUAUGAUGACGAGUUUCCAGAUCUGUCUAAUGAUCCUGAAUACCGUCAGAGGCUUCAGUAUCUGGGAGAUAAACAGCAGAACUGCACCGUCAGACUGAGUCAUGUGACACUGAAGGAUUCACGCAUGUACUAUUUCAGAUUCACCACUGAUAGACCUGAUGUGAAAUGGAUUGGUGAACCAGGAGUGACUCUUACUGUCACAGAUCUUCAGGUGGAGUCUCCUGAGAGAGUGACAGAGGGAGAUUCAGUCAGUCUGACAUGUAAAAGCAGCUGCGCUCUGACUGACAGAGCAACAUUCAUCUGGUACAGAAACUCACUGAAGAUAUUAACUGAGAGUCAAUUCAGGAACACACUCAUCCUCAAUCCAGUCAGAAGAGAGGAUUCAGGCAGAUAUAGCUGUGCUGUAGACGGACACACACACGUCUCUCCUGAUGUUCACCUCAAUGUCACGUAUCCUCCAGUGAAACCUGUGAUCUCCAUCAGUCCAUCUGGUGUAAUAGUGGAGGGAGAUUCAGUGACUCUGAAGUGCAUCAGUGACUCAAACCCUCCUGCAGGAAUCCACUGGUUUAAAGGAGGAACGAUUGUAGGAUCUGGAAGAAUCUUCAACAUCUCAAAGAUCAGAUCUGAUGACAGUGGAGAAUACAAGUGCAAGUCCAUCAAUAAACAUGGAGAGAAAUACUCUGAUACUGUGACUUUAAACGUCAUGUAUCCUCCCAGGAACGUCUCAGUGUCCAUCAUUCAGUCUGGUCAGAUCUGGGCAGGAGAUUCAGUGACUCUGAAGUGCAUCAGUGACUCAAAUCCUCCUGCUGUGAACUUCAGCUGGUUUAAGGAGAAUGAAAGCUCAGCUGUUGGAUCUGGACAGAGUUUCAGUGCACUACAGAGUGGACGCUUCUACUGUCAGGCUCACAAUCAACAUGGAUCUCAGAGAUCAGACGCUGUAACUGUCACAGUUGGUCCUGUUGCUGGUUGGCUCGUCUGGUUGGGGAUCACAGUGGCAUGUGUAAUCAUCAUCAUCAUCAUCAUCAUCGUAUUGUAUAAAAUUCAGAAGAAAAGGAUAAACUGUAGAUCUGCAAUACACGAGUAUGAGAACGAUCCCAGAACUGAUCCAAGAACUGAUCCCAGAACUGAUCCUAGAACUAAUCCUAGAACUGAUCCCAGAACUGAUCCUAGAACUGAUCCCAGAACUGAUCCCAGUGAAGGCACAUAUACAUCUCUUGAUCUCAAGACCAGAUCAUCUGACCUGUACGACACACUCACAAUUGUCCAUCCCAGACCUGCUGUUCACCAGUCGGGCUUAUCUGGAUAUGAGAAUCUGUCAAUUCCACAGCAAGACGCCGCAAAAACGUUUGCUGUGGUGAUGUCCCUGAUAACUCUUGCUCUGGUGUUUCUGCUCCUGAUUCCAGGAGUUUGUAGUCAGUGGGGUGGUUGGGGUGUGAGUUACAGUCCUCCACACAUCUGUGCACUAAAGGACUCAACAGUGAUAAUGAGAUGCACUUAUACAUACCCUACUGGACAUAAGAUCAUGAAAGUGUUCUGGAUAAAAACACUGGUAAAAGAUGAUGACGAGUUUCCAGAUCUGUCUAAUGAUCCUGAAUACAGUCAGAGGCUUCAGUAUCUGGGAGAUAAACAGCAGAACUGCACCGUCAGACUGAGUCAUGUGACACUGAAGGAUUCACACAUGUACUAUUUCAAAUUCACCACUGAUCAAGACAAAUGGAUUGGUAAUCCAGGAGUGACUCUUACUGUCACAGGUGACUUUGAUCUUCAGGUGGAGUCUCCUGAGAGAGUGACAGAGGGAGAUUCAGUCAGUCUGACAUGUAAAAGCAGCUGCGCUCUGACUGACAGAGCAACAUUCAUCUGGUACAGAAACUCACUGAAGAUAUUAACUGAGAGUAAAUUCAGGAACACACUCAUCCUCAAUCCAGUCAGAAGAGAGGAUUCAGGCAGAUAUAGCUGUGCUGUAGACGGACACACACACGUCUCUCCUGAUGUUCACCUCAAUGUCAUGUAUCCUCCCAGGAGCGUCUCAGUGUUGAUAAAUGGAUCUGGUGUAAUAGUGGAGGGAGAUUCAGUGACUCUGAACUGCACCAGUGACUCAAACCCUCCUGCAGAAAUCUACUGGUUUAAAGGAGGAACGUUUGUAGGAUCUGGAAAAAUCUUCAACAUCUCAAAGAUCAGAUCUGAUGACAGUGGAGAAUACAAGUGCAAGUCCAUCAAUGAACAUGGAGAGAAAUACUCCGCUGUGAUUUUAAAUGUCAUGUAUCCUCCCAGGAACGUCUCAGUGUCCAUCAUUCAGUCUGGUCAGAUCUGGGCAGGAGAUUCAGUGACUCUGAAGUGCAUCAGUGACUCAAACCCUCCUGCUGUGAACUUCAGCUGGUUUAAGGAGAAUGAAAGCUCAGCUGUUGGAUCUGGACAGAGUUUCAGUGCACUACAGAGUGGACGCUUCUACUGUCAGGCUCACAAUCAACAUGGAUCUCAGAGAUCAGACGCUGUAACUGUACAUCGUGGUCAUGGAUGGCUCUGGUUGGUGAUCACAGUGUGUUUAGGAUUCUUCAUCGUCAUCAUCAUAAUUCUGUUUAUAAUGAGAAAACGAAGAGGUGCUAAAGCUGAAGACCUCACCGAAAAUCAGGACAAUCUGUACUCUACUGUAACAGGGAGAAAUGCUCAUGUUUCUGAAUCAGCCGAUUGUGAUGACGCUCGGUACGAAAGUGUUACUCCCAGCAAACCCAGAAGAGACGGAAAUGCUCCUGAAUGCAGAGAUACUGAGGAGAUCCAGUACGCAACUGUCCAACAUCACAGAAAGACCGAAACGAAGAGAGCAGAGGAGGACGAAAGCCACUACGACAAUAUCAGGAUUGGUCAGCCUGAUGCUGCCGUGAGGCGAUCAAAUGUGCAGACUGUGGAAGAUGUUUCUGUGAUCUACAGUCGUGUAAAAUGAGUAAAUGAGACCAUCAUGAAGACAAAGGCCAAAACAAUGAAACAAUAUUCUGAGAGUAGGGCUGUCACAUGCUAAUUCACUCAGUUAUUUGUUAUUCGUUAAAUUAGGUAAAUAUGUCAGGAAUGCAGUGUCUGUAACCCUUUCUCAUUACAAGAGCCAAGAACCAACAACACAUUGUUUAGUGAGACUAAAAACAUUUUGUGAUGUCACUGGCUUGGUAAUUUUUGUUCUUAAUGUCAUUUGAACUUUUGACUUCAUGUGUUUCUGUAAGCAAAUAAAAAUGAUGUAUCAGUCUUACCAAA